Messenger RNA from Pogoniulus pusillus (Red-fronted tinkerbird), 6772 nucleotides. It is a transcript of the gene COL4A2, whose product is annotated as collagen type IV alpha 2 chain. Gene Ontology annotation, cellular component: collagen trimer. Lineage: Eukaryota; Metazoa; Chordata; Aves; Piciformes; Lybiidae. The transcript has 48 exons. Gene Ontology annotation, molecular function: extracellular matrix structural constituent conferring tensile strength. The record is from RefSeq and is a predicted model, not a curated record. The coding region runs from base 231 to 5378 and encodes 1715 amino acids. Gene Ontology annotation, biological process: glomerular basement membrane development.
CCUCCGUUGGCGGCCGCGGCGCCUGCAAUGGCUCGGGGGCGAGGGACUCGUCGCGCCGUAACAGAUGGGCGGUGGCAGCCCCCUCUCCUCCCUCCGGGCGGGGACCCUGAGAGGGCGCAACCUCGCCCGCUCGCGGUCACAGUUUCUCCUGCUCCUCCUCUCCUUUGAGGGGGCGGCCGUUCGGCCGGAGGGAGUCCUGAGCCGAGCCCCCAGGCAGGGAAGGAGCGAAAAUGGACAUCUCGCAGCUUCCCGGUGCACGUAGUUUUGUUUGUCAGGAUCUGGGGCUUCUGCUGAUCCUGAUGGAGGUUAUGCUGUCAGCCGUCAAAGUGGAUGCUGGUGGAAAGAAAUACACAGGACCAUGUGGAGGCAGAGACUGCAGUGGAGGCUGUCAGUGUUUUCCUGAAAAAGGAAGCCGUGGCCAGCCGGGACUCCUUGGAGCACAGGGAUUCACUGGACCACCAGGAUUGAUGGGGAUCCCAGGAGUGCAAGGUCCCAAAGGUCACAAAGGUGAAAGAGGAUAUCCAGGAAUAAGUGGACCCAAAGGAGAAGUGGGACAAAGAGGAGUUACUGGAUUCCCCGGGGCAGAUGGCAUUCCUGGUCAUCCAGGGCAGCCAGGAUCAAGGGGGAAACCAGGUCAUGAUGGCUGUAACGGGACAGUAGGUGACCCUGGUGACUCAGGAACUCCUGGGUUCUCUGGUUUCCCUGGCACCAUUGGAGUCCAAGGGCCAAAAGGCCAGAAGGGGGAGCCCUAUAUAUUGCCACCGGACAUCGCAAGUCAAUACAGGGGAGAACCUGGGGAUCCAGGACUCAAUGGCUUUCAGGGAUCUCCAGGUGCUCUGGGAAUUGAAGGACCUGCUGGUCCACGAGGAGUGCGAGGAAGACCAGGACCACCAGGGCCCCCAGGACCACAAGGACCACAAGGCAACAGGGGCCUUGGUUUCUAUGGAGAAAAAGGUGAACAGGGCCCCCCAGGUCCUCCAGGUCCACCAGGGCUUCCUACAAGAGAACUGAUGGGUGUCCCCUCUGACAAACACAAGGGUGAAAGAGGAGAGCCUGGACAAAAGGGGGAAGCUGGAAUUCCAGGUGUACUUCUCUUUCCUCUUGAAAAAGGUGAAGAAGGGGUAAUGGGCUACCCGGGACAAAGGGGACUGCCUGGCAUCAAUGGUUUUCCAGGACUCAGUGGAGACAGAGGUUUUCCAGGAUUUGAUGGCCCACCAGGUGGCUAUGGUCCUAGAGGAAGCAAGGGGGAGCAAGGCGAAAUGGGUCCUCCAGGACCAGUCUCCUAUUUUCCUUCACGCAUCCCAAGGAAAGGUGCAAGAGGCGAUCCAGGCUUUCCAGGUGCUUCUGGACUACAGGGAGACCCAGGAGAAGAAGGAGAUCGUGGUGCCCCUGGUCUUCCUGGAUUCUCUGAUGCGGAUGGGGAUAAGCCAGGCUUACCUGGAGAAAUGGGACCAAAAGGCGAGAAAGGUGAAUUAGGAUCCCCUGCUUAUCAGAUGGGCCCACCUGGGUUCCCGGGUAAGCAUGGGGAACCAGGACUCCGUGGUCCGCCUGGCCCCAUUGGAUUCCCUGGUGCUCUCUUUGGAUUAAAAGGACAAGAGGGAAUCCCAGGUCGAUUUGGCAUGCAAGGUUUCCCUGGGCCAAGAGGACAAAAAGGACCUAAAGGUGAAGAAGGGGAUUGCAGUACAUGCCUUCUGAGUGAUGAAAUGAGAAGGGGCUCUACUGGACCCCCUGGCCCUCCUGGCUUUCCAGGAACCCCUGGCCAGCCUGGGAGAAAGGGAGAACCUGGUGAUGAAGGACCACAUGGUGUUCCAGGUUACCCUGGACCAAAAGGACGUUCAGGUCCGGAUGGAUUUCCUGGGCCGAAAGGAGAAAAGGGAGAGUCUCUUUACAUAACUACUAAAGGCACCAAAGGAAUCCGAGGGGAUCCUGGACAGCCUGGCAUCAGAGGUCAAGAUGGUUUCCCAGGCAGAGAUGGAUCAGAUGGUUUACCAGGACAGCCUGGCCUUCCGGGUGAUGGUAUCAGAGGUUUCCCUGGCGAUCCUGGUUAUCCAGGUGAAUUAGGCCCAAAGGGUUUUCCAGGAGAAGCAGGCCUGCCAGGUGAAGGAUUUCCUGGUCAAAAAGGGUACCGGGGUCCUCCUGGUGACCGUGGACAAGAUGGAAGCCCAGGACCUCCAGGUCUGCCUGGUCUGCCAGGGGAGCCUGGCCAACUAGACUGUGGGCAGGUCAUCGAAGACUUUUCUAGAGGAGAUGCAAGCGAGCCAAUAUGGUCAGGUGCAGGCUGUGUGAGGCCACCGAAGGGAUCUCAAGGCAGGCCAGGACUUCCAGGAGCCACAGGUGCAAAAGGAGCAAGAGGAUUCCCAGGUGAUCCAGGUCCAGUAGGAUAUCCUGGGCUAAAUGGUAGUCGAGGUGAUCCGGGACGGGAAGGAUUUCCAGGUCCUCCAGGCUUUACAGGACCCAGGGGAGACAGAGGCCCGAACGGUCUGCCUGGACUGCAGGGACACCCAGGCCUUACAGGAAAAUCUGGUGCUCCAGGAGCAGCAGGACCAAAGGGCCUUCCUGGUGAUGUUUUAGGAGCACCAGCAGGUUCCCGAGGGGACAUUGGGCUUCCUGGCUUCCCGGGGUUAAAAGGCAUGCCAGGAGAUCAAGGAGUACCAGGAAUUAGAGGAGCGGAUGGUACCCCAGGUUUGCCAGGAGCCAAAGGAGAUCCAGGGCCACAAGGUCUCCCUGGUUUGAUGGGAUUGCCAGGUGCACCAGGAACACGAGGAUUCCCAGGGCUACCAGGAAACCCUGGGCCUGAUGGCAGGCCUGGCCCUCAAGGACCUCUUGGUCCACCUGGUAUUAGAGGAGACGAUGGAGAGCAAGGUUUUCCUGGCCCUGUGGGCCUGAAAGGUCUGGCUGGUGACAAAGGUGAAACAGGCUACCCAGGGUUACAAGGUACACGUGGUGUGACUGGUCCCCCUGGCAUAAGUGGAAUGGAUGGCUUUCCAGGAGAUAAAGGCUUAAAAGGUUCACCUGGCAUUGAUGGCUUCAAAGGCAUGACAGGCCUAAAGGGAAGACCAGGCAUCAAGGGAUUCAAAGGAGAAUUUGGCCUGCUUGGGGCUCAGGGUGAUAAAGGCUCACAGGGUGCACGUGGCUUUAAAGGUGACCGUGGGGAUCAAGGGCCCCCAGGAGAACCCCCAAAGAUCAAGCCCAGUAUGAUGAUGGAAGUUAAAGGUGAAAAAGGAGAUGUUGGAGAAAGGGGAACCAAGGGAUUCUUUGGCUUAAAAGGUAGCAAAGGAAUGCCAGGUGUCCCUGGAAAGACAGGAACACCAGGGUCCCCUGGGCAUCCCAGCUACGUGGCCGGUGCAAAAGGGGACAUUGGUGCAAAAGGGCUGACAGGUCUAAAAGGAUAUCCUGGUCCAGCUGGCUCUCCUGGCAUCAGAGGCUUCCCUGGCAGCACAGGAGGGAGGGGAGAAAAGGGUGUUCCAGGAAUUGCAGGCCAUUUUGGUACACCUGGCUCACACGGUGAAAUAGGUGAUCGAGGAGAUACUAUAAACUUACCAGGAAUGCCAGGCCUUAAAGGAGAAGUUGGUGUGCCAGGCUUAACAGGCACAAGAGGAAACAUAGGACCAAAAGGUGAAGGUGGUGAUCCUGGUUUCCCUGGCAUUGAAGGCAUCAGGGGCACGCAGGGUGUCCCUGGCUCUGUGGGACAGGAAGGUUUGCCGGGGCUUGUUGGACCCCCAGGGCAACAAGGAAGCUCUGGGACACCUGGAUCUAAAGGCGAAAAGGGAACUCGUGGCUGGCCUGGCUUACCAGGACAACCAGGCUUGCCUGGCUCAAGGGGAAUUGGUGGACUGCAUGGUUUACCAGGCACUAAGGGCUUGCCAGGAUCACCAGGUCCAGAUGGCUAUGGCUCUGCAGGGAUGCCAGGUGCAGUGGGUGACAAAGGGGAAGCAGGAGAGCCAAGCAGAGUGGAAGGCAGCCGAGGACCGCCGGGUCAGAAAGGAGACAGAGGUGUCCCAGGAAUCCCGGGACCCUUGGGUAUUCCUGGGCAGGAUGGGUUUCCAGGCCUUCCUGGGGUUUCAAAUAUAUCAGGAUAUCCUGGUGAUAAAGGCUCCCCAGGUCUAGAUGGAGUGCCAGGCUACCCGGGACUACAGGGGCAACCUGGAAUACCAGCUCCACCAGGAAGCAAAGGAGAAAGUGGUCUAAUAGGUGUGAUUGGAGAAACGGGUCCAAAAGGAAGUAGAGGUGAUCCUGGAUUACCAGGGAGACCUGGUGUUCCUGGGUAUCCUGGACCAAAAGGUCGUAAGGGCGAGCAAGGUGUCAUCGGCUUCAUGGGCGCAGUAGGAUUUCCAGGUGAUCUGGGGCCCAUUGGACCCAAGGGAGACAGGGGAGUAACUGGCUUUCAGGGCCCUCCAGGCUCUCCUGGUCCGACCCCUCUUCCUCCAAGGUUGGUUGCUGAGCAAGGUUCACCAGGCCCCCGUGGAAAUAUAGGACCUCAGGGAAGCCCAGGAGAUACAGGACCUCAGGGUCCACCAGGCGAUCCAGGUUUCAGAGGCUCACCUGGGGAAGCAGGACUCCAGGGCACAGGCGGUAUUCCAGCUCCUCCUGGCUCCAGAGGUGAACAAGGACCAUCAGGUUUUCAGGGUCCAGUGGGAUUUGAAGGUCAGCCAGGCCGCCCUGGUAGCCCCGGGUUGCCUGGCAUGCCAGGUCGCAGCGUUAACAUGGGCUACCUGCUGGUGAAGCACAGCCAAUCCGAUCAAGAGCCAAUGUGCCCAGUCGGCAUGAACAAACUCUGGAACGGAUACAGCCUGCUGUACUUUGAAGGACAGGAGAAAGCACACAACCAGGAUUUAGGGCUGGCUGGUUCAUGCUUGGCUCGCUUCAGUACUAUGCCAUUCCUCUACUGUAACCCUGGCGAUAUCUGUUACUAUGCGAGUCGAAAUGAUAAAUCCUACUGGCUCUCAACUACAGCACCUCUUCCAAUGAUGCCUGUGGCAGAAGAUGACAUUAAGCCAUACAUCAGUCGCUGUGCAGUUUGUGAGGCCCCAGCUGUGGCAAUCGCCGUCCAUAGCCAAGAAGCUUCUAUUCCUCACUGCCCUGAAGGCUGGCGCAGUUUAUGGAUUGGAUAUUCCUUCCUUAUGCACACUGCUGCAGGUGAUGAAGGUGGAGGACAGUCACUGGUUUCUCCUGGGAGCUGCCUGGAGGAUUUCAGAGCGACUCCUUUCAUCGAAUGCAACGGUGCACGUGGAACCUGUCACUACUUCGCAAACAAAUACAGCUUCUGGCUCACUACAAUUGACCAGCCCUUCCAAAGCAAGCCCUCAGCAGACACGCUCAAGGCAGGACUCAUCCGAAGCCACAUCAGCAGAUGUCAAGUCUGUAUGAAAAAUUUAUAGAAGUCUUUCACAGUCUAAGGAACCUGCUUAUCAUCUGGUUCUUAGACAGCGAAACCUUCUAGUCGAAUAAAUCAUGUUGGUGCUUUUUUUUUUAACUUAUUACCUCAAAAGCUGAAUGGAAAAUCGAAUUUUAAAAGUGUCUGUUAAAGCAACUGAAGUGUAACAUGAAUUAAGUCUAACUCACAGAUCUAGUGCUGCGUUCUCCUACUCUAUAGUGGUUUUGGCUACUCUGACGUUACGUCAUUUGCCAAAUGAUGCAAAUGCUCACAGCUUUGAAACACCACAGAAAAACUUCAACAAUAAAUGGGUACCUUGGCCAGAUACCCACUGCAUUUACUUCAGAGAACCAAUGUAUCUUUUCUAUUUACUCUGUUUGUUACGAGAUGAGCACUAACAGCUGCAGUUCCAUAAAUUAACACAGGGUGAUCAGUGCUAAACUCUUGCAAAAUCCUGAAAAUAUACUCUGGAAAGUGCCUGUGUCCAGCACAGAAGUCUAACUUUGAUUUUAGUGUUUUAGGCUUCGACAUUUCAAACACACCAAUCUUUUCAGUGUAUUUUUUUUUCCAAGCCUGGGCAUGCUUUUAGCACUUAACCACUGGCAAUAGCAGAAAAGCCCACAGGUCUCCCAAUGAUACUGACCACAAAAUACAGCUCUUUUUGUCUUGGUUAGGCGACUAUGAGAUAAUGGUCAGCGUUUUAUUUUACAAGCUCGAUGGUUCUUUUGUAGACACACUCCAGGCCAAAGGUCUCUUGCUCCACAGCAGUGACGCCAAGUGGCUUUAGCAUUGCAGAUUUUCCCCUCAGCAGCAAAGCCACUCAUCACAAGCAGAUUUUCACCAUGUACUGCUGGAGCAGCUAUUAGACACAAGGUAGAUUUUGCAGUGGAGCAUACUGCUCAAUGAUCUCAAAACAACGAACUUCCAGAUCUGCCAGUUGCCUGUCUGAAGGAGGGCUGUCCUGGCAGCUGGGGACACGUGGCAAGAGUAUGACCAUCAUCCCAAUUCGCACACAGCCACCUCUGCAAAAGCAAAGGGGAAGGAGGCAAGACAUUCAUUUAACGCCAUCUUUUCCCACAAAGAACCAUGCUAUUGCAUGCCAGGCUUGAUAAAUAGAUAGAAGGGCUAGUUCUUUCCUUCUGUAGGAAGAAGCAAUUUAGCCCAAAUUUGUUUGUCACUACUGCAAGACAAGGGGAGAAAGAAAGAAUCAUCUGCACAUUUCCUAUUCAUAUAGUCCAAUUCUAUACCUGAAUGCUUAAAAUUGAAACCAGACUUUUAUAGUAAUGACAGUUGAUUUUUUUAACAGUUCACCUCACCCCUGCUUCAGGCACUUCUUGGCUUUUGUAAUUACAUUCCAUCCUCACUGUAUCAUAAAUAAACCCUGUUUUUUUUUCUACA